ACCGGCCUCACCCCGCACCUCGCUGCCACUCCGGCUCCCCGGCAGGUACCAGCCAGCCCCCGCGGGAACCCCGCCACUUUACGCCGCUCCGCUGCGCGCUGGGGCACUUUUCCGGAGAAGGGGUGGAGAGGGGGGCGGGUGGAAAAGUGCAAGGGGUUCCCCCUCCUUGUCCCGAACCCUCUGCUCGCCUCUGCCCCGACAGCUGCCGUGGCAGCUGCGGAGCGGGUGACAGCGCCCGGUACCUGGCGACGGUCUCUGGGCCACCUGCCCGGCUGUCAUCAAGGAGGUGAGGUGCGCUGCCUCGGGGAAAACCCUCGGCUCUGCCCUGGGAGCGCAGAAGAGAUUAAAUUUAGAUUGUUUGAAAAGUGGGGAGAUAUUCCACCAUAGUGCAAAAGAAGAUACAGAAGAAGAGAUCACAAUGAAAGCUUCCCAAGUACCACAUGCCUGCAGCCUGUUAUCUUUAGCUAUGCUGCUCCUUCCAGUCACUGGAACGUCAAAACAAAAUAUCCCGAGACUCAAGCUUUCCUAUAAAGACUUGCUGCUUUCAAACAGCUGCAUCCCAUUCCUGGGCUCAACAGAGGGGCUUGAUUUUCGAACCCUGCUGCUAGAUGAGGAGAGGGGCCGGCUGCUAAUCGGGGCUAAAGACCACAUCUUCCUGCUCAACUUGGUUGAUUUAAACAAAAAUGUAAAAAAGAUUUACUGGCCUGCAGCAAAAGAAAAGGUAGAAUUAUGCAAAUUAGCUGGGAAAGAUGCCCAUACAGAAUGUGCCAAUUUUAUCAGGGUUCUUCAGCCCUACAACCGAACCCAUGUUUAUGUCUGCGGCACAGGAGCGUUUCACCCUCUCUGUGGAUACAUUGAACUUGGAACACACAAAGAGGAAACGGUUUUCCGGCUGGACACUCAGAACUUGGAGUCUGGCAGGUUGAAAUGCCCUUUUGAUCCCCAGCAGCCCUUUGCUUCGGUGAUGGCAGAUGAAUAUCUUUAUGCUGGAACGGCUUCUGAUUUCCUUGGCAAAGACACUGCUCUAACACGUUCUCUGGGCCCUUCUCACGACCACCAUUACAUCAGAACUGACAUUUCUGAACAUUACUGGCUUACUGGAGCAAAAUUCAUUGGAACAUUUCCUAUCCCGGACACCUAUAAUCCAGAUGAUGACAAAAUCUACUUCUUUUUCCGAGAAAUAUCACAAGAUAGUGGCACGUCUGACAAGACAAUCCUUUCCCGAGUUGGGAGAGUUUGUAAGAAUGAUAUGGGAGGUCAAAGGAGCCUAAUAAACAAGUGGACUACGUUUCUGAAAGCCAGGCUAGUAUGUUCAAUACCUGGUCCUGAAGGAGCAGACACACAUUUUGAUGAGCUACAAGAUAUAUUCUUACUUUCUACAAGAGAUGAGAGAAACCCACUGGUAUAUGGAGUCUUCACUACAACAAGCUCUGUCUUCAAGGGCUCUGCAGUUUGUGUGUACAGCAUGGCAGAUAUCAGGGCUGUUUUCAAUGGUCCUUAUGCUCACAAAGAGAGUGUGGACCAUCGGUGGGUACAAUAUGAAGGUCGCAUCCCGUAUCCCAGACCUGGUACAUGUCCAAGCAAAACCUAUGAUCCUCUCAUAAAGUCUACCAGAGACUUUCCCGACGAAGUCAUUAGCUUCAUUAAACGCCAUCCACUGAUGUACAAAUCCGUUUAUCCAGUGACGGGAGGACCAGUAUUCACUCGAAUCAAUGUGGACUAUCGUCUGACUCAGAUUGUGGUGGACCACGUCAUGGCAGAGGAUGGGCAAUAUGAUGUUAUUUUCCUAGGAACAGACAUAGGCACAGUCCUGAAAGUUGUGAGUAUCACAAAGGAGAAGUGGACUAAGGAGGAGGUGGUCCUGGAAGAACUGCAGAUAUUCAAGCACCCUUCAUUUAUCUCGACCAUGGAGAUUUCUCAGAAGCAGCAACAAUUGUACAUUGGUUCCAGGGAUGGAUUGGUUCAGCUCUCUCUGCACAGAUGUCACACGUAUGGGAAGGCUUGUGCAGACUGCUGCCUUGCCAGAGACCCAUACUGUGCCUGGGAUGGAAACUCGUGUUCCAGAUAUGCUCCUACUUCUAAAAGGCGAGCCAGAAGGCAAGAUGUCAAAUAUGGAGACCCCGUUGCACAAUGCUGGGAUGUGGAAGACAGCAUUAGUCAUGAAACUGCUGAUGAAAAGGUGAUUUUUGGCAUUGAAUUUAAUUCAACUUUUCUGGAAUGUAUUCCUAAGUCCCAGCAAGCCUCUAUUAGGUGGUAUAUUCAGCGCUCUGGAGAAGAACAUCGAGAAGAGCUGAAGGCUGAUGAAAGAAUCAUCAAAACAGAGCAUGGGCUGCUGAUCCGCAGCUUGCAAAGAAAGGAUGCAGGAGCCUAUUUCUGCAAAGCACAGGAGCACACCUUUGUCCACACCAUUGUGAAGCUGAAUUUAAAUGUCAUAGAGAAUGGGCAAAUGGAAAGCACUCAGAAAACUGAGGACGAGGAGGGUCGGGUGAGGGAUUUGCUGACGGAGUCUCGGCUGAGGUACAAGGACUACAUCCAGCUUGUCAGCAGCCCCAGCUUUAGCCUGGAUGAGUACUGUGAACAGAUGUGGCACCGGGAGAAGCGGCGGCAGCGGAACAAAGGUGGUGCCAAAUGGAAGCAUGUGCAGGACAUGAAAAAAAAGCGAAACCGAAGGCACCAUGAACCAGCCAGGCCUCCGUCUACAUAGUUUGUAAAUGCUAUUUAAAGAAAGGACAUUUUUCAUGAAAAAAAAAAAAAAUACUGUGUUCUGGUUUUGUGCAUCUUGCCUAUGAAUUAGUACUGCUUCUUACUGAAAUCAGAUAACUCACCAUCACUAUUAAUCUGUAUGAGACUGUACAAUGGGAUUCGAUACCAAAUAAGAUGUUCCUUAUUGGAGUACCACAAACCAGGCAAUAAUGUCAAAUACAUUCACUGAGAAGAAAAGAUGUACACUUUUAGCUAAUUCCUGGGUAGCCUGAGGCUAUGUGAGCUGUGUUCUGUACAUCCUGCAUAAUUUUCAUGUAGGAUUUAGUGUCUGUGUUCCCAUGUUAAUAUUUGAUGCCAUAUUCCACCCCAGAAGUGGCUACAUUUUAGAGGAGGGCAGAUGUAACUCUAGUUCUUUGGCAUCUUUCUGAAUAAAAAGCACAGUAGAAAUGUGUGACAGAUCUGCAAAAAUACCUGCUAAUUUACCCAUUGGGUUUGUAUACAGGCACAUGGGUGGGGUUUGUUAGCACAGAGAUGCAUAGCAAAAAAUCAAAUUAGGUAUUGGCUUAGGGACAACAUUCAUUCUUCUUAUGAAAAAAAGAGAAAGUGUAAUCAUAGUUUAAGAGAGUGGAAUUAUCGAGCAUUGCUCACUAGAGUUUGAGUAGCCACCAGUUUGCAGUCCAUCUGCUGAAAUGAAAUGUUGACUCUAAUUGAAACUGCCACAGAGAGAUGCUUGGGAGUAAAUUUCCUAAAUGGUCCAUGGGAGGUAUGUGCACAAAUCCUAUCAGCAAAUAAUAGGAUUCCUGCCUGAAUCUCUCCUAUCUCUCCAAAGGCUUGGCUCUGACUGUUCCUCUGUCCCUUUUCCUAGUUUUGUUUUAUGCAGAGGAAAAGAAAAAUAAAAGACAAAAGCAAAGCUAAAAUGAAAGACGAUGAGGGAAAUAUUUAGUGACUGAGACCAGUGCUCUUGACACAGAGCUGACAUUCCUCAGAUGUGUGUAUUCUUUGGGAUUUUCUCCCAAAGGUCUUAUGUAUUUUUAAGUUGAAAAUUUGAGUUGUUGGGACUAAUACUUUUAUUAUAAUAAAAUAAAACAAAAGAUGUCCAUGUGUAAAUAAAACUUGUAAGUUAGGAA
Columba livia (rock pigeon) is the source of this 3830-nucleotide messenger RNA. It is a transcript of the gene SEMA3D, whose product is annotated as semaphorin 3D. The coding region runs from base 419 to 2704 and encodes 761 amino acids. The record is from RefSeq and is a predicted model, not a curated record. NCBI's taxonomy places the organism in Eukaryota, Metazoa, Chordata, Aves, Columbiformes, Columbidae. Gene Ontology annotation, biological process: axon guidance; neural crest cell migration; positive regulation of cell migration. Gene Ontology annotation, molecular function: chemorepellent activity; semaphorin receptor binding. Gene Ontology annotation, cellular component: plasma membrane. The transcript is spliced from 18 exons.